Messenger RNA from Rotaria sp. Silwood2, 1308 nucleotides. The record is from the annotation of a GenBank genome assembly. NCBI's taxonomy places the organism in Eukaryota, Metazoa, Rotifera, Eurotatoria, Philodinida, Philodinidae.
AUGUCUUCUCAUGUCAAGAAAAAGCGUGAAGAUUAUGAUCGAAAAUACUAUCAAAAAUUACAAUACAAACGUUUUAAAUCGGAAUUAUUUAAUUCAGAAUAUAUUCGAAAACAGAAUGCUAGGCAACAAAAAUGUAGACGAUUAAAGGCGGAAGCACAACAAACAUCAAUAAAUACAACUGAAUCAACAACAGCUACUGCUGAAGUACCAUCAGAUGCAGCUAAAUCAAUAACAGCUACUGCUCAAUCACCAUCAAUGGUCAGAACAAAUUUAAGAAGGACUGAAGGUAUUCGUCGUCGUCGAGCUUAUACAAGAAAAAUGAAAAAUGAAAAUGAAAAAUUAUCUAAUGAAAUCAACGUAUUACGUAAACAAAAUUUGAAGUUGAAGAAAGCUUUGUCUCAACAACAUUCAGAAGAUAUUGAAAAAGAUGAUGAGACACCAACUGUGUCACCGACAAAGUUAUUUCUUAAAAAUGUUAGUCCACGAGCUAAAAAACGUGCAACUAAACGACUAAUUGAUAAAAAACAACAAUUACCACGUGGUUCUGUUUCCAAAUUUAGACUAAAAUUAGGUAUUAAUUUGUCGAAUGAUUACUCUUCUCAAUCUGAUAUAUCAUCAACUUUACAAAAAGAUAUUGAGGAAUUUCUUUGUCAAGAUGAUGUUACUAAACAAGCACCUGAUAAAAAAAAACAUGUAAAUGGAAAACAAAUUAGAUAUCUAUUAAAUCAUUUGUCUACUAUUCAUCAACGUUUUAUAAUGGAAUCUGGUCUUAACUGCCAUUAUUCAACAUUCACACGUUAUAUUCCUGAUCAUGUGCUGAAACCAAGUACUGAUGAUUGGGGUACUUGUUUAUGUAUUAUUUGUUUGAACCCACAGCUCAAACUUGAAAAGUUACAACGUUUGAAAUUUUUAUAUCCAGUUCUUAAGACAAUACUUCCUGAUGGUUUAGCUGAUAUAACCGAGUUAGUUACAGAUGAAAUCAAAACAAAAGAAUUUUUAGAUAAUUUGAUUAAACUUAAAGAUGAAAAAUUUAAUAUUACAUAUACUGAAUGGACAAAGAAAAAACAUUCUAAAUCUGAUGUACCUGUAUCAACAAAAACAACCCUUACAAUAUCUAUUUUUGAUUUUACAACGAAAUUUUUAAACGAAAUCAAUAAUUUAGUAUCACAUAUUGAUCGUGUACGUCAACAAUUUCGAGCUGCUAAACAAGCAAAGCAAGCUGCUACGGAACAGGAAGAUACAGUCGUAAUACAUUUAGAUUGGUCCGAAAACUUCAAACUGAAACAAUCAUCUUUUUUCCAGACAUAA